AUGGCUGAUUUUGGGGAGAUUCUAGAGGCUAUUGGAGACUUUGGGCUAUUCCAAAAGCUUGUACUGUUUGCUCUGUGCUUUCCGAACCUCAUACUGCCUUUUCAUUUUGCCAGCCUUGUUUUCAAUCAUGCAGACACAAACCACCAUUGCAACACUGAUUGGAUUCUUCAUAUAGAUCCUAAUCUGACGAAGGAAGAGCAGCUUAACCUGACUGUGCCGAGGCUCCCGGAUGGAUCUAUCAGUGGAUGUGAGAUGUACAUGCCUGUGAAUUGGAAUCUCACUGCUAUAAGGAAAUAUGGCUUGAAUGAAACCACCACUUGCACUGAUGGGUGGGUGCACAAUGAUACCAUUUAUGAGGCAACAAUUGUCACAGACUUUGAUCUUGUUUGUGACAAUGCAAAUUUAUUUCGGGGAGCACAAACAAUAUUGUUGGCUGGAAUUUUAGUUGGAGCUCUACUCUUUGGCCCCUUUUCAGAAUCGUUUGGACGUAAACGAGCAACACAGAUACCUAUGGUGCUCAUGCUAAUUUUCACAGUGGUGACUGGUCUUUCUCCAAACUUUGAGGUGUACAUCACAUCUCUGUUCUUUGUUGGUAUGUCUUAUGGUGGAUUUCGGGUCAACUGCAUCAUCCUUGCCACUGAGUGGAUUGGAGUUGCCCAGAGAUCCUAUGCAGCCUGUCUGAGUCAGGUACUAGGAGCUUUGGGGCAGGUAAUUUUUCUGGGCCUUGUGUAUUUCGUUAGGGACUGGAGAAAGGCCCAGUUUAUAAUGGCUGGCCCAAUUGGAUUUGUAGUACUCUAUAUAUGGUUUAUUCCAGAAUCUGCUAGGUGGCUUCUUGACCGUGGAAGAACUACAGAUGCAAAAGAACUAAUUCAGAAGGCAGCUACAAUCAACAAACGUACAAUUCCUGAUUCAUUAGUGGAAAAGGUCUUAAAAGAAAAGUCUGUUGAAAGAGGGGGUAUAAAACCCCUGUUUACUUCCCAUGUGCUCAGGAAAUAUUUCUUAAUCAUUACCUUCGGAUGGUGUGCACUAAGCCUAGCAUACUACAGCCUCUCUUUAAAUGUGGGGAGGUUUGGCCUUGAUAUUUUUCUCAAUCAACUCAUAUUCGGACUUGCUGAGUUGCCUGCCAACUUCCUUUGCAUGUGGUUGUUGGAAACAGUUGGAAGAAAGGCAUCUCUGAUGGGUUCUCUUCUAUUGGGAGGCUUUAUCUGUCUCCUGAUUCUUGCAGUACCACAAGGUAAUAACAUUGCCAUCACUGUUCUUGCCACAACUGGAAGAUUUCUUAUGAACGCAGCAGGCAGUAUUUGCAACAUUUAUGUCCAAGAACUGUUCCCUACCUCUAUCCGUCAGACAGCCACAGGGCUGGGUAUCACAGCUGCUCGAGUUGCAAGUAUGUUGGCACCUGUGCUGAACGUGCUUGAGGUCUACCACUAUUCUAUACCCACUGUGGUAUUCAGCAGUCUAGCACUAGCAAGUGGGGCAUUGGCCUUCUUGCUGCCUGAGACCAGACGCACUGAGCUGCCUGAUUCCAUAGAGGAGGCAGAAGUCACAAGAAAACCAAAAAACACAAAUCACACAACUGGGGAUUGUGAAGACAUCCAAGCAACCAAAUUAUAACCCCUAAACUUCUUGCCA
Messenger RNA from Myxocyprinus asiaticus (Chinese sucker), 1632 nucleotides. RefSeq names its product solute carrier family 22 member 13a (gene slc22a13a). Gene Ontology annotation, biological process: transmembrane transport. The record is from RefSeq and is a predicted model, not a curated record. NCBI's taxonomy places the organism in Eukaryota, Metazoa, Chordata, Actinopteri, Cypriniformes, Catostomidae. Gene Ontology annotation, cellular component: membrane. The coding region runs from base 1 to 1614 and encodes 537 amino acids. Gene Ontology annotation, molecular function: transmembrane transporter activity. The transcript has 10 exons.